CGUUUCAUUCAUUUCCCCUCCUGUUCUGAGUGAAUCACUUCUUUAAAGCGCCAUGGCGUACAGGAGGAGACGACAGCGCUCAUUUUCAGGUCAUGACAGACCAGCGCUCGACAAUGUGGAUCACCUCUCCUUCAAAUACAUGGAGAUGUGCAAAAUGGGGUCCAGCACUGAUUCCGACUCGGAAAUCAGCCCAAGAUGGUCAGACACCAGCACCAUGGGAUAUGUGAGCAGUGCACCAGAGAGCGGGACUUCUCGGCGGGCUCUGACUUUAACACAGAAGCCUUCAGGACGACACGGAGGCUAUUCUUUGUUUUUGGACCCGUACGAUGGCAGUUCUGAAGAUUCUGAGGAGUCGAGCGUUGAAGUGUUCAGCAGACAAACGAGACAACAGGGGAAGGGUGUUGGAGGAGGAGGCUGCCGGCUCUCAGGCCGCGCUCAGCGCGUCGUCUUCCGUCCGCCGGCUUCUGUCCAGAUGAAAUGUGAAAGUGACUCUGACGCUCUGCCCUCCCUCGUCACCGAUGCAAAUCUUCCGGAGGAGAGCGCGGCCGAUCCAGCAGUGCACGGCCAAGCCAUGGACAUCGAGCUGCAACUUGACGCUUCAGGCACUCGCUCAGUGACGUCCUGUGCGCCUCACACACCCAGAUCUCAAACCCCGGGGAGUGGGAGUUCAUCUCAUCGCUACACAGACAGAUGCUCCAGCUCCCUUCACAAGAGGAAAUUGGGCCUCCUCGGAGCAGAGGCGCUGCAGCUGGAGCAGAGGAAGAGGCCAUGUGUCUGCGCCAUGGAGAAUGAAUAA
Salarias fasciatus (jewelled blenny) is the source of this 796-nucleotide messenger RNA. RefSeq lists its product as uncharacterized. NCBI's taxonomy places the organism in Eukaryota, Metazoa, Chordata, Actinopteri, Blenniiformes, Blenniidae. The coding region runs from base 53 to 796 and encodes 247 amino acids. The record is from RefSeq and is a predicted model, not a curated record. The transcript has 5 exons.